Vanderwaltozyma polyspora DSM 70294 is the source of this 1158-nucleotide messenger RNA. It is a transcript of the gene TAD1, whose product is annotated as tRNA-specific adenosine deaminase. Gene Ontology annotation, molecular function: RNA binding; tRNA-specific adenosine-37 deaminase activity. Lineage: Eukaryota; Fungi; Ascomycota; Saccharomycetes; Saccharomycetales; Saccharomycetaceae. Gene Ontology annotation, biological process: tRNA wobble adenosine to inosine editing. Bases 1 to 1158 code for a protein of 385 amino acids. The transcript has a single exon. The record is from RefSeq and is a predicted model, not a curated record.
AUGAAAGAGAAAUCAUUGGGUGAUAAGAUUUCAAAUAUCAUAUUUGAAGAAUAUUCAAAGCUUAAAUCAUCAUCGAAACCAACCACUCGUUCAAACAAUGUUAAAGAAUGGACAGUGCUAGCUGCAAUUGUUGCUAUAUCCAAUGAUGAAAAUGAAAUCAUUCCAAUUACGAUAUCUACAGGUGUAAAAGCUACACCAAAUGACGAAUUAGAGAGGAGUUCAGGAAAGAUAUUACACGACUGUCAUUCAGAGAUCUUAAGUUUAAGGGCAUUUAAUACAUAUCUUCUUCAAAGUGUCCAAAGGGUCAGUGAAGGAGAUAAAUCUAAAUUCAUAUUACCAGCAAAAGCAGAUGGUAAAUAUAACUGGAAUGAAAAUUAUAAAAUAGCACUUUAUAUAUCAAAGCUUCCCUGUGGUGACGCUAGUAUGGAUACCUUAAAUGAAGAUUUAGAGGAUAAUGAACAAAAUUUCACAAUUGAAGAUAAUGAUGCAUAUCAGUUUAUCGACCCUAAGAUAAAAACAGUCAUAAGAGGGAGGCUAAAUUAUUCCAAGAAGAAUGUUGUCAGGACAAAACCAGGUCGUUACGAUUCAAAUGUAACUCUUUCAAAGUCAUGUUCUGAUAAACUCUGUAUGAAGCAAGCUAAAUCAAUUUUAAACAGUCUCAAUUGGGACUUAUUUGAAAACCCAAUAUUUCUAGCAUAUGUAAUAAUUCCAACGUUAAAAGAUGAACUAUUGCUUAAACUAAAUAAGGAAUUUCCUGAACGUCUAAGGGGAAUUGGAAUCCCAAUAAUGCCAUUAACAUUUCUAACCUGUGUUGAGAAAUUUAUAGACGAUAAAACUGAAAUUAAAACUGAACCAGCAUUGGUUAGCAGCAUCAAAAUAUUGUUACCAAGAGAGCAUCAAAUUGAACAAUCGAUUGUCAAUGGUGUUAGAAACGGUUCAUAUACUAAAAAGAAUAAGCCGCUAAAGAAGAACUGUCAAUCUGAUAUAAGCAAAUACUCACAAUGGCAAUUAUUCAAAACCCUCAAGGAAGAACAAUUGGCAAAAUCUUAUAUUGAAUAUAAAAAAUCCCAAACCUUAAGAGAAGAUUUAAAGGAUAUCAUCAAAUCUAAACUUUCUCCAGAUGGUUGGAUCAGUACUUUUCAAGAUGACUGUUUUUAA